This is a messenger RNA of Manduca sexta (tobacco hornworm), 1376 nucleotides long. Its product is annotated as glyoxylate reductase/hydroxypyruvate reductase. NCBI's taxonomy places the organism in Eukaryota, Metazoa, Arthropoda, Insecta, Lepidoptera, Sphingidae. The coding region runs from base 254 to 1297 and encodes 347 amino acids. Gene Ontology annotation, molecular function: glyoxylate reductase (NADPH) activity; hydroxypyruvate reductase [NAD(P)H] activity; NAD binding. The record is from RefSeq and is a predicted model, not a curated record. Gene Ontology annotation, cellular component: cytosol. The transcript has 3 exons.
UAGUUUAUUAUUAUAUAAUAAUUCCAGUUAAUUUAAACCCUUAAUAAAAUGAGCGCAUUAUCAUUUAUAAAGUCAACAAAAGGCAAGGUUUUGCUUGCCACUGUUGCUGUGUUACACUUGUCUAUUUAUUUCGCCAAACCUUCAAUUUUCAAGGGCGAUACUAGUACAAAAACCCAGACAGCGCCGCCGAAAUACUUGCCGGAUAAUUAAGUGACCUUGUAAAAAGCGCGGAAAUAUCAGUAAUUGUGUAUUCAUGUUUUGUAAAGGUGUGAAGUCACUCGCUCCGCGCUUGCUUCGUAGUGUUAACGUAUCGAGGAACAUGAGUGGUGUUGCGGGACAUCAGGUGUACGUGACGCGGGAUGACAUGCCCGAGUGUGGUGUGGACUUGUUGAAAAAAGAAUGUGAUGUAAAGUUAUGGAAUCAUUCCUCUCCAAUACCAAGAGCAGAGCUGUUAAAGGCGGUUGCAGGAGUAAACGGUAUCUACUGCUCUCUCAAUGACAAGAUUGACCAGGAGCUGCUGGAAGCAGCUGGGCCGGGGUUGAAGGUGGUGGCCACAAUUUCUGUAGGCCAUGACCAUAUUGAUGUGGCAGAGUGUAGGAAGAGAGGAGUCAAGAUUGGUUAUACUCCAGAUGUGCUCACAGAUGCCACUGCUGAGCUUACUCUCGCCCUCCUUCUGGCCACAUCCCGCCGUCUCCCAGAAGCCAUACACGAAGCCAGGACUGGCGGGUGGGUGUCCUGGGCCCCAACAUGGAUGACGGGCCCCGGUCUCGCCGGCGCCACUGUGGGCAUCGUCGGUUUCGGCAGAAUUGGCCAAGGCGUAGCCCGCAGAGUGAAAGCCUUUAACACAGCCAGAAUUCUGUAUUACAAUCGCAGUCGUAGACCCGAGGAGCAAGAAACAGGCGCUGUUAAAGUCAGUUUUGACGAGUUACUCGCACAAUCUGACUUUGUAAUAUGCUGUGCUGCAUUAGUACCUGAAACGAAAGAGAUUUUUAACAAAUCUGCAUUUGAGAAGAUGAAGAAGACCGCUAUAUUCGUUAACACAAGUCGUGGAGGGACGGUUGAUCAGCCGGCCUUGAUUGAAGCUUUGAAGACCAACACUAUCCGGGCUGCAGGCUUGGAUGUGACAACACCUGAACCUCUACCGUUAGACAGUCCCCUGUUUAAGUUAAAGAACUGUGUUAUUCUACCUCAUAUUGGUAGCGCUGCUAUUGAAGCUAGGAACAUCAUGAGCAACCUCACUGCUCAGAAUAUCCUGGCUGCUUUGAAAGGUGAACCAAUGCCUGCAGAGCUUAAAUAAAUGUUACUAGAGCAAUUAAAUAAAAACAAUUGUUACCAGUUAAAUAUUUUUAUGAAUAAAUGACUUUUUAGUUAUGUGU